This is a messenger RNA of Eutrema salsugineum, 692 nucleotides long. Its product is annotated as 40S ribosomal protein S26-3. Gene Ontology annotation, molecular function: structural constituent of ribosome; mRNA binding. The record is from RefSeq and is a predicted model, not a curated record. Lineage: Eukaryota; Viridiplantae; Streptophyta; Magnoliopsida; Brassicales; Brassicaceae. Gene Ontology annotation, cellular component: ribosome; cytosolic small ribosomal subunit. The transcript is spliced from 5 exons. Gene Ontology annotation, biological process: translation. Bases 112 to 504 code for a protein of 130 amino acids.
CCGUGUACAUAUAAUACAGAUUACUUUGGGUUUUUAGGGUUACAGCAUUCUUCCUCUGUCGCCGCAAAAAAAGAGAACAGACGCAAUAGGCUUGAAGCUCUCUGCUGCAACAUGACUUUCAAGCGCAGGAAUGGUGGCAGGAACAAGCACAACCGUGGUCAUGUGAACCCCAUCAGGUGUUCCAACUGCGGGAAGUGCUGCCCCAAGGACAAGGCGAUUAAGAGAUUCAUCGUCAGGAACAUUGUUGAACAGGCUGCCAUCAGAGAUGUUCAAGAAGCCAGCGUCUACGAUGGUUACACUCUCCCAAAGCUGUACGCUAAGAUGCAAUACUGUGUGUCAUGUGCAAUCCACUCUCACGUUGUGAGAGUCCGAUCCCGCACCAACCGUAGGGUCCGUACCCCUCCUCCCCGUUUUGCCAGACGCAAGGAGGAUACUCCCAAGCCUGGACAACCUGGUCAGGCUCCUCGCCCAGCUGGUGGUGCUCCUGCUGCACCUCGUGCUUAAAGACUGCCUCCAUCCCAAAACUCUUUAUUUUCUAUUUUCAGUCUCAGUGUUUGAAUUUUUUGAAGAUGUUUUCUACAUUUGGUUAAAGAUCAUUUUGUCAUGUCAAGCUUUGAACGCUCUAAGACUAUUUAUCAGUUUAUUUUGACUUUGGCGCUCUAUUUUACUUGUGCUUGUAUUUUCAAGAUUAA